Fonsecaea erecta is the source of this 1083-nucleotide messenger RNA. RefSeq lists its product as hypothetical. The transcript has a single exon. The record is from RefSeq and is a predicted model, not a curated record. Gene Ontology annotation, molecular function: phosphopantothenate--cysteine ligase activity. Bases 1 to 1083 code for a protein of 360 amino acids. Gene Ontology annotation, cellular component: cytoplasm; nucleus. Gene Ontology annotation, biological process: coenzyme A biosynthetic process. NCBI's taxonomy places the organism in Eukaryota, Fungi, Ascomycota, Eurotiomycetes, Chaetothyriales, Herpotrichiellaceae.
AUGCCUCCGGACAACCCCAAUGGAACAACAGCACACGAGGAUAUUGAACCCGCCUAUUUCAAAAACAAUCCGCCCCCCAAGUCUCUCGCUAACCACGAGACCCUGGCCCGGGAGUUCAUCCAAUAUCACUUGGAGAACGCGCCGGAUCGCCGAAUCGCGUUGGUUACGUCUGGGGGGACCACUGUUCCGCUAGAGAACCAGACAGUGCGCUUCAUUGACAAUUUCUCUGCUGGUACUCGAGGAGCCACCUCCGCGGAAUACUUUUUGCAGGCAGGCUAUGCCGUCAUCUUCUUACAUCGGCAAUUCAGUCUCCUGCCCUACUCUAGGCACUACAGUCACAGUACCAACUGUUUCCUCGACUUCAUGGAGGAAUCUGAAGACGGGGAACGGGUUGUUGUGCGAAAGGAAUACCAAGAGAAGAUGCGGCGAGUCCUAAAGCAGUAUCAAUACGCCAAGCAGAAUCGGCUGCUAUUGCUUCUGCCUUUCACCACCGUCACAGAAUACAUGUUCGAACUUCGCAGCCUGGCUCUCAUUAUGCAACCUCUCAAGAACCGGGCGCUUUUCUACUUGGCUGCCGCGGUCUCGGAUUUCUUCAUCCCAAGAGAUCGGAUGGAGGAGCACAAGAUCCAGUCUCGUGAGGGAGGAGCUAGCCGCCAACUGGUUAUCAAUCUGGACCCAGUUCCCAAAUUUCUCAGCAAUCUGGUGCACACCUGGGCUCCCAAAGGCAGCAUGAUUGUAAGCUUCAAGCUGGAGACGAACCCAGACCUUUUGGUCACCAAGGCCGAACAAGCUCUGGAACGCUAUCAGCAUGACCUCGUGAUAGGCAAUCUGCUCACGACCCGCAAAUGGGAGGUUGUCUUUAUUACUCGCGAUGGUGACGAGAGAUGGAUCCGAGUUCCAAAGACGAGACGGUCCAAAAGCUUUUCUGGGGUGGAGGCACUUGUAGGCAAGGCAGAGCGAAAGCAUGGGCCGGAACCCCAUGAUUUGGAGGGAGGUACCGUGACCGAGGGUAUGGAAAUUGAGAGCUUGAUUGUUCCCGAAUUGGCCGAGAUGCACACUGAAAUGAUAAAGAAGACAUCUUGA